GAAACUAAGUUCUUUGAUAUAGUCUUCUUAACAAAUUCAACCGCUAAAACAAAGGCAGCUACCACAAGUUCUAAUAGCAUUCAUGAUUCUACAGCAACAGAGAUCUUAUCGGUCAAAGUUAGGUCUAAACAAAAAGAAAUGUUAAACCGUACAAUGCAAGAAAAACUUUUUGGUAUUUAUAUUCUGCUAAGACAAAUCAUGGAAUGA
This is a messenger RNA of Dentiscutata heterogama, 207 nucleotides long. The record is from the annotation of a GenBank genome assembly. Lineage: Eukaryota; Fungi; Glomeromycota; Glomeromycetes; Diversisporales; Gigasporaceae.